Camellia sinensis is the source of this 495-nucleotide messenger RNA. Lineage: Eukaryota; Viridiplantae; Streptophyta; Magnoliopsida; Ericales; Theaceae. The record is from RefSeq and is a predicted model, not a curated record.
AUGUAUGGUCAGGGUAAUUUUUCUCCUCAGUUUGGGCAGGGUUCCCAUACACCCAUGCCUCCAUUCCAGCAGCGCCCUGUGGUUCCUCCACCUCCUCCUUUCCAAAAGGGCCAUCCAACCUUACAACAUUCUACAAUACAACAAGGUCCUCCAUCUAUUCCACCUUGUGCAGGUUAUUCUGGCUCCUUCGUAUAUCGGCAUGCCCCACCUCCCACAGUUCAGCAAGGUCAGCCUGUUCAUGGCCCAACAAGUGAAAUGUUGAAUGCAGGUCAAUCCUACUUGCCGCCACCCCCUCCCCCACAACCUCCACCACCCACCCCCACCCCAACAAAUCUAUGGAAAAACCUCUAUGACACAUUCCUAUCCAAUUGCUCAGCAGAACUCCCAAUGGACCCAAAAUAUGCAUCAUGUUCCGCCACCUGUCCCUCCUCCUCUUGUUCCACGUCCCACAGGUCCAAGUCCCCCAGAAAUGUUCCUGCCGUCAAUAUCUCCUAG